This is a messenger RNA of Glarea lozoyensis ATCC 20868, 1062 nucleotides long. RefSeq names its product Cysteine proteinase. Gene Ontology annotation, biological process: proteolysis. The coding region runs from base 1 to 1062 and encodes 353 amino acids. NCBI's taxonomy places the organism in Eukaryota, Fungi, Ascomycota, Leotiomycetes, Helotiales, Helotiaceae. Gene Ontology annotation, molecular function: deNEDDylase activity; cysteine-type peptidase activity. The transcript has 4 exons. The record is from RefSeq and is a predicted model, not a curated record.
AUGGGCAUACUUCUGUUCAAGUCAAGAUGGAGACUAACCGCUCGCUUUCGCAAACAGCUUGCGCCUGAUGACGCUUACCUUUCAUCCUCACGCUUGCAGCCAAGCUUGUGGCAUGGAAAUCGAGCUGAUGACCCCGCAGUGACGAAAGAGGAUAUCGAUACUUUGAAGAAUGACUGGCUUACAGACAAUUGUAUAGCCUUUUGGGAAGAGUAUCUCGAACGCGAAGAACUGAAACGAUAUCCCUCCUCCCAUAUCGUCCUCCUCCGGCCGUCAAUGGCAUUUAUGCUAAUGCAAACACCGAACGCUUUAACCCUCAAAGACGUCCUCCCCGAUUUCAGCAAAACGACACAUAUCUUCCUACCCAUAAACGAUGCGCGGAAUGUCUCGGUAGCGGAAGGUGGAAGUCAUUGGUCGCUCCUGCUCGUUUCUGUUAUUGACGGAGUUGCUUUCCAUUACGACUCUAUGACUCCGAGCAAUUACACGGAAGCCCAGGGCGCUACGAGGCAACUGAGUGUUUUGCUAGGGAGAGCGUUGAAAUUUAUGAAUCUGGAAGAUUCGCCACAGCAGGAAAAUGGAAGCGAUUGUGGUGUUUACGUUUGCAUUCUCAUGCGACAUCUACUCAUGAAAAAACUGCUAUCUGCGAAUGCGAGGGAGAAGGUAUCUAUGAGUAUGGGUGGGAAGUUGGUGGAUGCAAAUGGGGGUCGUAAAGAGAUUCUGCGGACGAUCGAGGGUUUCCGAAGGGAGGGCGAGCGUCGAAGAUCGUAUGUCGCACCCCAUCAUCGUCUGAUUUGUCCAAGAUUUCCUUACGACUAUCGGGGUCUGCGGAGGCCGUCUAGAAGUGUGGAGGCCAGUUCUUCCUCAUUCUUCAAGACAGUUUCCACAAGUUCUGAGAGCUCUCUGAGUCCGGCGAUCAGUUCAUCGUCACGCUUCGAGACUGCUUCUAUGACUCCUCAGAGUUCUCUAAGUCCGGAAAUCAGUUCUUCGUCGAGCUUUACAACGGCUUCCUCGAAUCCUGAGAACCAUUUGAUUUCUGAAAGCGUUGCUACUUCUUUUUCAAACUGA